AUGGUUGUUGUCGUCUUCGUCGUCGUCGUUAUCGUUGUGGUUGUCAUUGUUGUCGUCAAUAUCGUCGUUGUUGUCGUCGUUGUUGUUGUCGCCGUUGUUGUCGUUGUUGUUGUUAUCGUUGUUGUCGUUGUUGUCGUCGUUGUUGUCGUCGAUGUUGUCAUCGUUGUUGUUAUCGUCGUUGUUGUCAUCGUUGUUGUUGUCAUCGUUUUUGUUGUCGUCGAUUUUGUCGUUGUCGUUGUUGUUGUCGUCGUUUUAGUCGCCGUUGUUGUCGUCGUGGUUGUCGUCGUUGUCGUCGUUGUUGUCGUCAUUGUUGUUGUCGUUGUUGUCAUCGUUGUUAUGGUCGUUAUUGUUGUUGUCUUUGUUGUUGCCGUUGUUGUUUUCGUCGGUGUUAUCUUCGUUGUUGUCGUCAUUGUUGUCGUCGUUCUGGUCAAUGUUGUGGUUGUUGUUCUUGUCGUUGUUGUCGUCGUCGUUGUUGCGUCGUUGUCUUCGUUGUUUUCGUCGUUGUUGUCAUCGGUGUUGUCUUCGUUGUUGUCGUCGUUGUUUUCGUAG
Messenger RNA from Cicer arietinum (chickpea), 549 nucleotides. NCBI's taxonomy places the organism in Eukaryota, Viridiplantae, Streptophyta, Magnoliopsida, Fabales, Fabaceae. The record is from RefSeq and is a predicted model, not a curated record.